This is a messenger RNA of Opisthorchis viverrini, 1167 nucleotides long. RefSeq lists its product as hypothetical. Gene Ontology annotation, cellular component: cytoplasm. The record is from RefSeq and is a predicted model, not a curated record. Gene Ontology annotation, molecular function: nicotinate-nucleotide diphosphorylase (carboxylating) activity. The transcript is spliced from 7 exons. The coding region runs from base 1 to 1167 and encodes 388 amino acids. Gene Ontology annotation, biological process: NAD+ biosynthetic process; quinolinate catabolic process. Lineage: Eukaryota; Metazoa; Platyhelminthes; Trematoda; Opisthorchiida; Opisthorchiidae.
AUGAAGCCGACCGCAUGUCUUCGAGCGCUUCAGGCAGCUUCCCCAGGAGGCAUUGAUGUGGUUGUUCGCACAAUCCGUUCCGCUGCUCCAGGAGUGCCUAUAGAAGUCGAGUGUGACAACAUUGAACAGGCUUCAGAGGCGGCUAAUUCGGGCGCAGACAUUGUUGUCUUUAAUCAAGUCCCCCAGGAAAUCGACGCACGGGCUUCUCAGCUGAAAACAUCACAUCCAGAUAUUAGGAUCCAGCUGAGCGGUGAAAUUGAUGAGGCCAAUCUGAAAACGUAUGCUCUUCCUUGUGUGGACCUGCUGGCUACUUCCAAGUUAUCAAAUGGAUAUCCGCCUAUUAUGUUCCGUUUGACCUAUGGGAAUGAUUUGGCUAUUGAGGAAGAAUCCAAACUCAUUGAAUUCCCCGUAACCGAAUCUCCAGCAGCCGAGAUGAAACUGCAAUCACCAGUUGAUGUGACUGUCGAUGGCGUUGUUAGCUCAACAGAGUCCGCUCCCAAGAAGGCACGGUUAGGUGAUAGUCAGUCGGAUAGUCCGAAACCUUCCGGAAAUAAGCAAAACGGUACUCCAGCUCCCAACGCGAAUCAACCAGGCUCGCCUUCCAUCUCAGGUACAAAUACACCUAGAGAGCAAAGUCACAAGCGAUCGCAACGGAACCAGAGACCACAGCAUAAUACACCUCAAAGACAAAAUUUGCCUCGUACUCAGGCAGCUGGUGGAUUACAGCUUAUGCAAAUGGCAUCUCGAUUCAUGGCGCCAAACACACCUACAUCGCGCGCCCAGCUUAACUCCCCCCAACCAGGCUUCAAUUUGAACAGUCAGUUGCCGGGUGUGCUCGGUCAGCAAGCGCCCCCAAAUGUUGGGCUACGAAUUCCUGGUCAAUCUUUGCCUCAGCGAAUGAGUCCUGGCAUGUUGGGCACUGGUCCUAAUGUAAAUCCGGGGUUUUUGGGCAUACAAUCGCAGCAACAACCAAACGUAUCCCAACAGAACUGGCCAAUGAUGGCUGGUGGUGCUGCUCAAAUGAUGGGCGGUGUUGGCAUUGGGAUGAGGAUGGGCAGUCCUGGGCAGAUGCCGACCUGCAGAGACAGCAACAUCGAUGUUGAGACUGAUGUUUCACUGCCGUACAAACAUGAAGUUGAUCGAAUUAUAUUUAAAACCUCAGAGUGA